This is a messenger RNA of Rosa chinensis, 765 nucleotides long. RefSeq lists its product as uncharacterized. The transcript has 2 exons. The record is from RefSeq and is a predicted model, not a curated record. Lineage: Eukaryota; Viridiplantae; Streptophyta; Magnoliopsida; Rosales; Rosaceae. The coding region runs from base 1 to 765 and encodes 254 amino acids.
AUGGAUGUAAAAAAUGCUUUUCUCCAUGGGGAUCUUGAAGAAGAGGUCUAUAUGCAGCUUCCUCUAGGUCAUCCCCAAGAAGGUGAUCCUAGUUUGGCAAAUGGUUUCAGGAGAAGCAGUGCAGACUCAUCUAUGUUUGUUCGAAGUGGUAGUUCGGGGAGAUUAGUGGUGCUUGUCUAUGUUGAUGAUCUUAUCAUUACAGGAGAGAAUGAAGAAGAGAUCAACACUCUUAAGAAAUCCUUGCAUCAUAAAUUUUCCAUUAAUGAUUUGGGAGUGUUGAAGUACUUUCUUGGUAUUGAAAUGGCCACAUCUUCGAAGGGGCUAUUUCUCAACCAAAGAAAGUAUUUAAUGGAUCUUCUGGAAGAAGCUGAGAUGAUGGAUAGCAAGCCUUGUGCCACACUUCUUGAGAGCAAAUUGGAACUAAAACUGGAAGGUGACAAACUUAGUAAUAUGAGUGAGUAUCAAAGACUUGUUGGAAAAUUGAUUUACCUCACCAUUACAAGACCAGACAUUACUUUUGCAGUAAGUUUGGUAAGCCAAUUUAUGCAUGCACCCAUGGAAGCAUAUCUGUCGAUUGUCAAAAGAAUUCUUAGAUAUCUCAAGGGUUCCAUUGGAAGAGGAAUACUAAUGCAGAAUAAUCAACAUACAAAGAUAAUGGGGUACUCUGAUGCAGAUUGGGCUGGAAAUGCUUGUGAUCGGAAGUCUACCACUGGUUAUUGCACUUUUGUUGGUGGAAAUUUAGUGUCUUGGAAUAGCAAGAAAUAG